AUGACCGACAUUAGCACACCUUAUCAUACAACAAAUCCACCACAUAAAGAAAUAAUGGAAGAAAAAACAGAUUCUUCUGAUGUUAGGUCAGUACAGGUUCUGUCAGUAGCAUAUACAGAAAAUGAUCCCACUACCGAGUUCUUCUACCGUCCGAGAACUUUGACAGUACUAACUGCUAUGUUGAUCGGGUUAGUAUAUGUUGCAAUGUAUCCUGAAGCCGACGAUACAGCGACAAAUAUUAAAUU
Messenger RNA from Racocetra persica, 245 nucleotides. Lineage: Eukaryota; Fungi; Glomeromycota; Glomeromycetes; Diversisporales; Gigasporaceae. The record is from the annotation of a GenBank genome assembly.